This is a messenger RNA of Anopheles nili, 2661 nucleotides long. RefSeq names its product mismatch repair endonuclease PMS2 (gene Pms2). Gene Ontology annotation, molecular function: mismatched DNA binding; ATP binding; ATP hydrolysis activity. Gene Ontology annotation, cellular component: MutLalpha complex. The transcript is spliced from 5 exons. The record is from RefSeq and is a predicted model, not a curated record. Gene Ontology annotation, biological process: mismatch repair. NCBI's taxonomy places the organism in Eukaryota, Metazoa, Arthropoda, Insecta, Diptera, Culicidae. Bases 1 to 2661 code for a protein of 886 amino acids.
AUGGCCGAAGAAUGUGAUUCGCCUAUGUUACCAGCCACAAAUGCUGAAUCAAGCAAAAUAAAUGCCAUCGACAAAGAAACGGUCCAUAGAAUUUGUUCGGGUCAGGUUGUUCUCAGCUUGGCUAUAGCAGUCAAGGAAUUGGUGGAAAAUUCCCUGGAUGCAGGGGCAACGUUGAUUGAAGUGAAACUCCGCGAACAGGGGGCAGAUUUGGUUGAAGUUUCCGACAAUGGUAGCGGAGUGGAGGAACGAAACUUCGAAGGGCUGACCGCCAAAUACCAUACCUCCAAGUUGAAAGAGUUUACCGACCUGGAGUCGAUCGAAACGUUUGGUUUCCGAGGUGAGGCACUCAGUUCGUUGUGUGCGCUUUCCGACAUGGUAAUCACUACGCGCCACUGCACUGCAGCACACGCGACAAAGCUGACGUUGGAUCACGAGGGACGCAUCAAAUCACGAGCACCCUGUGCCCGAACGGUUGGAACCACCAUCAGCUUGAGCAACCUUUUUGCAACAUUGCCAGUGAGAAAGAAAGAAUUUCAGCGCAACAUUAAGCGAGAGUUUAUCCGUAUGUGUCAGAUCCUUCAGGCGUACUGUUUGGUGUCGGUUGAUGUGCGCAUAAUCUGUUCAAACCUGUCGGCCAAAGGAGCAAAAACGGUCGUAAUGAGCACGCAAGGAUCGCCCCGUGUGUUGGACAACAUAACCGCCCUUUUCGGAACGAAGCAGACCGCGGAACUAAUGCAGCUCGUGCCAUCGAUCGGUGGGAAUGGAAAAAUACAAGAUCUUGAUGCGAGCGAUUUCGAUGAUAGCAUGCACCUGACGCAGGAGGAGGUGGACAACUUUAAUCUUUCCAAGUAUAAAAUCGAAGGGUACAUUUCGAGCUGUGCGCACGGAUCCGGCCGUAGCAGCAAGGAUCGACAGUUUUACUACAUCAACUCGCGCCCGUGUGAUCCGAAGCAAAUCAGCAAGCUCAUCAACGAUGCUUACCAUCGAUACAACGUUCACCAGCAACCGUUCGUGUACCUGAAUAUAAUGCUGGAUCGGUCGGAUGUGGACGUAAACUUGACACCCGACAAACGCCAAGUGCUGGUGAACAACGAGAAAAUUCUCAUGCUGGCAAUACGAAAAUCGAUCAAGAAAACGUUCGGCAACAUUCCUUCAUCGUUUAAGGUACAGAAUCUCAAUCUAAGCGACUCGAGUCGUCUGUUGAACAUCUCGGUCCCUUCCGAUCGGGACGAUGAGGAUGAAGCGCAGCAAGAUUUUUUCGAACAAAGCACGAUGGAAAAAUGCAGUACAGGCGAAUUGAAUUUUACCUUCCAACCACCGACUGGGAGUAGCUCUGCCGGUGGAACUAGCGGGCAUAAACGCAAGCGUAGCGUGACUCAAAAAGGCUUGCUUAAAAUUAAAGAAUUUUUAUUAGUCUCACAAACUUCAGGUAGUACGGGUGAAAGCAAGGCGGAAGAAUCGCUCGAUGAAAAUGAAAUAAUGCCGUCAUUGAAGCAACCAAAAACGGAAGAUAAUCCUUACGAUUUAACCAUACUUAACGAGCCGCAUCUAGAGAAAACAACCGAUGAAUCUGACCCUGCAGGCGUAUCAUCGCAAGAAUCUGUCACCGAUUUAAUGUCCUUGGUGAGCUGCAAAAUUGAGCCUACCGGUUCUAGUGGAUCACUUACUGGCGAUACCGGGCAGGGAGUUUCUAGCACCGAAUCAAUGUUUUCCCUAGAUCAGUUCACUGCUCCGGUCAAGCAGGAGCUGAACGACCAAACCGUUGCAACGAGCUCGUCCAUAGCCGGGCAAACGAUCGUGAUCGACGAAGAAUCGCCAGGAGAGGAUGAUUAUGAUGUUCGCCAUCGUAAUCAGCAGCAGCUAGUCGUCACACAGGACUCACUUGAGGAGCUGAUUGAACGGGAGAAAACGCUUAAAUCGGAGCGGCCCGAUGAGGGACGUUCGAUGUCACGUCUCCGUUUUAAAAGUAAAAUCAAUCCCUCCAGCAACAAGGCAGCGGAAAGUGAGCUGCAGACGGAGAUAACGAAGCAGGACUUUGCGGCGAUGGAAAUCAUUGGUCAGUUCAAUCUCGGGUUCAUCAUCGUGCGGCUGGGUGAUGAUCUGUUCAUCGUCGAUCAGCACGCCACCGAUGAGAAGUACAACUUCGAGGAUCUGCAGCGCACGACGGUGCUGCAAAACCAACGGCUAGUGGUUCCGCAACCACUCGAGCUCACGGCGGUCAACGAGAUGAUACUGAUCGACAACCUAGACAUCUUCGAGAUGAACGGCUUCAAGUUCGAGGUCGAUGGAGCGGCGCCAGCCACUAAAAAGGUGCGAUUGACCGCAAAACCGUACAGUCGCAACUGGGAGUUCGGCAAAGAGGACAUCGACGAGCUGAUCUUCAUGUUGCAGGACGCACCGAACACCGUCUGCCGGCCAUCUCGCGUGAGGGCUAUGUUUGCUUCGCGCGCUUGCCGUAAGUCGAUCAUGAUCGGUAAAGCGCUCUCGGUGCGUGAGAUGGAACGGCUCGUGCGGCACAUGGGCGAAAUCGAACAGCCGUGGAAUUGUCCCCAUGGUCGACCAACGAUGCGACAUCUGGUAAACUUAGCGAUGAUAAGUCCGAUCCAACGAGACAAAUCGAACGAGCAGGGCGAAGAAAAACUUUCCAUUGACACCGAAUGA